CCUUUGGCUCUCGGGUAAUAGAUCCUGAAAUGACAAGAGACAUGCCACGGCAAAACAUGGUCAGAGAGCUGAUCGAUUUAGUACCGCAUGGAGAGAGGGAUUUCUUUCUGAAUCUCUGUAUAAAGUCCUAACCCCUCCUCUCUUCCAUCCCGUCCAAGUUUCCUGUCAUAGUAAUUGGAGUUGACUCUGGCGCCCUAACGCAUAUAUUGCUCAGUUGGCUUUCUCACUAUAAGUCUAACUGGAUCUCAUAUAUACUACAUAUACGUAGAUCGGACAGGGUCUAUCUCACCAUAAGACAAGAUGGUCGGCAACAAGCAACGGCCCCCAUUCCGGGCUGAGCAUCUAGGCUCACUUCUACGUCCUGUUGAGUUGACUGAGAGACGACUUCAACUUGACAAUGCUAAGGCCCUCGAGAUUGCUAACGAUGAAAAGUUGCAUGAAAUCGAGGAUAAGGCUAUCAACGAGAUAGUCAAGCUACAGUUAGAUUUGGGAUUCCAUGCCAUUAACGAUGGAGAGUAUCGUCGCCAUCAGUUUUGGGGCACAUUCUUCCCGAAUCUUGAGGGCUUUGAAGAGAUUGUGGCACCUGACUGGGGGAUGUUCCGCAUGUAUGUCCCGGACAUUGCUGCCUUCACCGAGGCAGGUCACAAACCGGGCGAGUCCGUCGUUUGCACUGGCAAGAUCAAGCACAAAGGCAGUAGUUACCUGAAAGACUGGAACUAUCUCAAGAACCUUGUGCCUGCUGAUCGUGUCAAGGAUCUCAAGAUCACACUCGCUGCCCCGAACUGGUAUCAUUUGCGCUACAAGAAGGGAAUGGCGUAUCCGCAGAGCGUGUAUGCCAACGAUGAAGAAUAUUUCAAAGACUUGGCCGUGGCAUACGCAACAGAGCUUCAGACUCUAUAUGACAAUGGAGUACGAAAUGUCACCAUCGACGACCCGAAUCUAGCUUAUUUCUGUUCGGAGAAGAUGAUUGCGGGAUUCAAGACAGACGGUGAGGACCCUGACGCGCUUUUCGACUCAUAUGUCAAGCUAUACAACGACUGCAUUUCUUCACGGCCUUCCGACAUGCACCUCGGCAUCCAUCUUUGCCGAGGCAACUUCGCAUACAGCAAGCACUUCUCGGAGGGCGGCUAUGAUCGGAUCGCGACGAAGCUAUUCAAAGACAUCAACGCAGACACGUACUUCCUGGAAUAUGACACAAGCCGAGCGGGCACGUUCGAGCCGCUCAAGGAACUCCCGACGAACAAGAACGUCGUGCUGGGCGUCAUCACUAGUAAAUUCCCAGAGCUGGAGGAUCUGGAAGAGAUGAGGGGACGUGUGUUCUCAGCUGCCGACAUCAUCGCACAGGGCUCAGGACAGACACGCGAGGAGGCGUUGAAGAGGAUUAGCGUCAGCCCUCAAUGUGGGUUCGCAAGCCACCAUCUUGGAAACUCGGUGACAAGAGAUGAUAUGAUUGCCAAGCUCAAGCUCGUCAGACAGCUCGCAGAUUCGAUCUGGCCAGGUGAGCCAUAAUUAGUGAUCGAGAACAUGUAGUUGGAACAAGUUAAUUUUCGGCUUGAUAAUACUCCAGGGUGAUGAGUACAGGGUAUCAUAUGAUAAUUAUGAUGAUGCUCUACAUAGUAGGAGAUACCACCGGAAUCAGAUGAAUAUCAAAGAGAGGAAAUAUUCUCUAUUCGAUAGAUCUUGAGAGCGUGAUGUCUAGAUAACAAGUACACGUAAUGCGC
This is a messenger RNA of Xylaria bambusicola, 1721 nucleotides long. Its product is annotated as 5-methyltetrahydropteroyltriglutamate-homocysteine methyltransferase. The record is from RefSeq and is a predicted model, not a curated record. Gene Ontology annotation, molecular function: zinc ion binding; 5-methyltetrahydropteroyltriglutamate-homocysteine S-methyltransferase activity. The coding region runs from base 301 to 1509 and encodes 402 amino acids. NCBI's taxonomy places the organism in Eukaryota, Fungi, Ascomycota, Sordariomycetes, Xylariales, Xylariaceae. The transcript is spliced from 4 exons.